Tribolium castaneum (red flour beetle) is the source of this 2184-nucleotide messenger RNA. RefSeq names its product beta-glucuronidase. Gene Ontology annotation, biological process: carbohydrate metabolic process; glucuronoside catabolic process. The record is from RefSeq and is a predicted model, not a curated record. The transcript is spliced from 6 exons. NCBI's taxonomy places the organism in Eukaryota, Metazoa, Arthropoda, Insecta, Coleoptera, Tenebrionidae. Gene Ontology annotation, molecular function: carbohydrate binding; beta-glucuronidase activity. Bases 235 to 2154 code for a protein of 639 amino acids.
GCGCACCUCCGAUUUAUUCUCAAGCUCAGUUGAGUUAUCAUCAGUCCGGGUAUUUGUCGAUAUUUUAUGUUCCGUGACUUUGGCGCGAAUAUAAAUAAGCUCGGUGUACGAUUAGAAAGGCAUUUUGAGCACAUGUGUACUGGCUAGAAGAUCAGGUGUUAGUUGGUGUUGCUGGACUUAAUUACACCAAGCAGUGGAAUUGUGUUACAGUGCCCGAAUUUAAGAGACCACGAAAUGGCCACCAAAUUCCUCAUCCUCUCCCUCCUUGUCCAGGUCCAAUCUGAGCUACACCAUGGCGGUAUCCUUUACCCACGUCCUUCCGAAACGCGCCAAGUGGUCUCUUUAGAUGGUCUUUGGAACUUUGUGGUUCCAAAACCCAACAACCCAUUGCAAGGCUUCGAUGAGCAUUGGUACAAAAAACAUCUCAAAGAUUUGGAUACCGAAGUCCACAUAAUGCCGGUACCAAGUAGUUAUAACGACAUUACCACCAAUUGGAAAAUACGGGACCAUGUUGGGUUGGUUUGGUACGAUCGGAGGUUUUUCGUACCAAAGUCUUGGUACCAAAUUGGGAGAGUUUGGCUGAGGUUUGGCUCGGUUUCGUACGCUUCGCAAGUGUGGAUCAAUGGCCAGCUCGUCAUGAGCCACGAAAUCGGCCAUUUGCCCUUCUUAGCCGAAGUUACAAACUUCCUAAAAUACGGCAAAGAGAAUCUGAUUACCGUAGCUUGUGAUAACACGCUCUUAUCAGACACAGUGCCCCAAGGCAAAGUCGAGGAAAUCGAAACUGGGCGUUUAGUACAAAGCUACUCGUUCGAUUUCUUCAACUAUGCUGGAAUCGACCGACCUGUAACCCUUUACACGACACCAAAGAACUACAUUGACGACAUUACAAUCGUCACUGACGUGGACACGGACGUUGGAUACGUCGAUUACAAAAUAAACUACAUCAGCGAGGUGAAUGUAACCUGCAGAGUUACACUUAUCGAUAAAAAAGGCAUAAUUGUGGCAACGAGUGACGAGUAUGGCGAGCCCUACGGGAUCAUGGAAGUCCCAAAGGCCAACUUCUGGUGGCCUUACUUAAUGGACGCAAGUCCGGGGUAUUUGUACACGCUCCAGGUGGAGCUUUUGAGCGAGUACGGCGAUCUGAUCGACAAGUACUCACAACCGAUUGGCAUUCGGUCGAUUUCCUGGACUAAUACCUCACUCAUGAUCAACAACAAACCGGUGUAUUUGCACGGGUUUGGACGCCACGAAGACUCGGAUAUUAGAGGCCGAGGUUUGGACUUGCCCCUAAUUAUCAGGGAUUACAAUUUGAUUAAAUGGGUGGGUGCUAAUGCGUACCGCACUUCGCAUUAUCCAUACGCCGAGGAGAUUAUGGACUUGGCCGAUGAGUUAGGCAUUAUGAUCAUUGAUGAGUGUCCAAGUGUUAACACUGAGCUAUUUUUUGAUUCUUUGCUCGUUAAACAUAAAAAUUCGAUCACGGAGCUGAUCAAAAGGGACAAGAAUCGGCCGAGUGUGAUCAUGUGGUCGGCUGCAAAUGAGCCCAGGACUCAGUUUUUAUUGGCUAAAAAUUACUUCAAGGAGGUGAUUGAUCAUGUUAAAAGUUUGGACGUUACGAGGCCGACGACCAUUGUGGAGGCUCAAGCUGUUAACAGUGUCUAUUCGUCCGAAUUCGUCGAUAUCGUUAGUUUUAACCGCUACAACGGCUGGUACUCAAACGGGGGCAACUUGGACGUAAUCCCCCUGAAUGUGGUGGCCGAAGCCACCGCUUGGCACGAAAAAUUCAACAAACCAGUCAUCAUGCAAGAAUACGGAGGCGACACUCUCGAAGGCCUCCACACUAGCCCCAGUUUUAUCUGGUCGGAGGAGUACCAAGUCGAGCUGAUGUCGCGCCAUUUCCAGGCGUUCGACGAACUGAGGGAAAAAGGGUUUUUCAUUGGGGAGUUUAUCUGGAAUUUUGCAGACUUCAAAACCGCGCAAACGUAUACCAGAGUUGGUGGUAACAAGAAGGGGAUUUUUACGCGGAACCGCCAACCCAAAGCCAGCGCCCAUCACUUGAGGAAGCGGUACUGGGCCCUAGCCCAUGACUUACACAAUGCCACUUUACCCAACGAUCUCUAUAACUACGUAGCGCGACCUGUACAUGAUGAAUUGUGAUGUGUUCCAAUAAAAGUAUUAAAAAAUCGA